CGCAGUGACUUGUCAUUGUGGGCCUUUACUGUUUUGGAAAUGUAAAUGUUAUGCUUGUGAUGGGCGUGUUCUUGACCUGUAUAAAUAGAUGUGGCGGAAGGGCCACAUGCAUCAGAUCAUAGGGAAGCAAGGUGGAUAUAUGAUACGUGCGUAGUGGUCGUCUAUUCGAGUUCUCUGCCACGGUCUUCAGCGAACAACGUGCCUUUUCGUCCAAUUUUACAGAACUAAAAAUAGAAAUGCAGCCAGACAAGUUGCUGCAGGUCAGCAGAACCUCUUUCUCUGUGGCAGACAUCCUGGAUCCGUCUAAAUUCACUGGGAGACCAAACAUUACUCAUCCAAACCAUGGUUCAAUUCAGAUUGACGCAGCGAGAGGGACUACAGGUGGGGCAGCCAUUACUGAACGCCAAUCCAGAGUAGAGUUCCCAAGUGGUCCAGCAGCCAGUGAAUGCUCCACCACAGUGGAAUCAGCAAUGUCGCCGGUAGUGAGCGAGGCCCGUCCUGCAUCUGCAUGCCAUUGCCCGGAGAGGUCAAAGGGCAAGUUGCGGAGGGUCCGGACAGCGUUCACCCUGGACCAACUACGCAUUCUAGAACAUAGUUUCCAUAGCAGCCGCUACCUGUCUGUCUUUGAGCGCUACGCUGUUGCUUCGACACUCUGUCUCACGGAGACCCAGGUGAAGAUCUGGUUCCAGAACCGGCGCACCAAGUGGAAGAAAGAGUGUGAGGGGAAAGGGGUGCCUGAAGAGCACCGCCAGUGUGGGGUCGAUUACCCCUCACCGCCUCCUGUCUAUCCUACAACCCUGCCACUGUACAACACUAUGCGUUGUCACCAGGGACCACAGACUCAACUAUUCACGCCACCGUGCUUCCUCGUUCCACAAUACCACCGUCGUCCGUAUUAAAUGAGAAAGGAUGUAGCCUGUUUGGAAGAGCUAACGUUGGUGUUUUGUAAGGAGAUUGAAGUCGGCGUUCACAGUUUAGAUACUGUAACCUGCCCUGUCCUAAAUGUAUUUGUGCAAUAUACUAUAGUCCACUGUAAAUGAAUGUAAGUAUUUAUAAAUGAGUUACUAUUUAUGUGCUGUUUGAAAGCCAGUGGGAAAACUAUGCCAAGCGAUCCUGUAAUGUGCCAAAGGAUUAUUACUGUGACAUGUUAACUGAUAGGCUUAUCUUUCUUACUGUUUGAAAGGUUUGAACUCAUUUUGAUACAUUUCCCAUGAGCAUGAAAUAUUUUUGUACUGUACCACGAGUGUUCUUCCAAAUAAAACAAGUCAAUAAAUCCUGCAUUUAUUAUGCAAGAAAGACACACGCACAGAUGGAACGGAAAUGAUCGUAAUAGCCGCCAGUCCUUCUAGUGGUUUCCUGGUCUCUGAGACGGCACCACUCAGAUGAGGAAGGUGUGCAACCCACCACAUGCUCUUGUGUUCUCGUCGAUGGCAAAGGGUUAUCAGAUCCCCUCCCUCACAAUCACCAACCCCAGCAGAAUCAUCACUAAGGAGACGCAGCUAGUAAAUAACCCUUGUUAUGCUUCUUAGGUUUUCUUAAUAUGGAUCCUCAAAGAGAAGCAGCUGUAAAUGUUUAGGGUAGCCCUAAUAUGGCAAUUCCGAACACUGCAAUCUGACUUCCAAGUGUCACUCAAAAACCAAAGAGGAACAGUAAAAUAACAGACACACCCAUUGGUUGUAAAUCGCUCUUUGGCUUGGUUGUUUCACAGCGAUUUCCUUGUACUUUGUCAUGUAGCCAAGGGGGGACAGACAGUCCGAGACGCAAGUUAGAGAGCACUUCAAGUUGUAAGGGAACUCGUUGGCACUGCUCUCUGAGAGCAGUGCCACUCCACUGAGAGAGAGAGGUCUCUCUCUGACAGAAUAUUAACCUAUGCUCUUUUAUAUGGACAAUCUUUCCAUGUAAUAAUCUCUGUCCAUUAAACAGCACUGUACAGCCAUCUGAACUAAAGCACAUUGUUCUGUUCUGGAGAUCUUUAAGAGAAGCAGAACUCCUCCUUGACCACCAGGCACCCCCUCCAGCACCACUAUUACAACCAGAUGGAUCCACCGCAGAAGAAUGCGCAACGUUAACUCAAACGG
Molecule: messenger RNA, 2078 nt
Organism: Oncorhynchus masou masou (cherry salmon)
Lineage: Eukaryota; Metazoa; Chordata; Actinopteri; Salmoniformes; Salmonidae
Gene: pnx
Product: posterior neuron-specific homeobox
Exons: 2
Coding region: 237-899 (220 amino acids)
Biological process (GO): regulation of transcription by RNA polymerase II; cell differentiation
Cellular component (GO): nucleus
Molecular function (GO): RNA polymerase II cis-regulatory region sequence-specific DNA binding; DNA-binding transcription factor activity, RNA polymerase II-specific
Source: RefSeq, a predicted model, not a curated record